GGCACAUACCCAUUCCACGAAAUACCAGACACUUCGACGGGACUCCUGUAUCAUCAUGGAUAUCAUAACGCGUAUAUAAGUGUUGGUCAGAGUCGCCCAGACCUCAUCCAAGCUCAACCAACAAUCCUCAUAGUCACGCCUUCUCUCAACAUCAAUCACAUCUUCGCUUAAUCAUGUCUCUUUCGCUCAUGUUCUGCGACCCAUCCACUGAGUUUGAAAGGCUAUUCGACGAUGCUUUCGACGCCCGUUUCCGUCCCUCGCCUGCUAAGGGCAAUAAUACCUUGACUCGCCGUUCUAAUGAAAUGUUGCCCAAGAUGGACCUACACGAGAACGCUGAGACCAAGACAGUAACCGCAACAUUCGAGCUCCCCGGUCUCAAACCCCAAGAUGUCAAUGUUGACGUCCAUGGGAACCGCCUGAUCAUAUCCGGGGAGUCGAAGCGCUCGGAGAACUAUGACAAGGGCGGCUAUGCGGUGCAGGAACGCUCGCAUGGCAAGUUCUCCAGGACCCUUCUGCUCCCUCAGGGAAUCAAGGCUGAGGAUAUCCAUGCGAAGAUGGAGAAUGGAGUGCUCACGGUGAGCUUCCCGAAUGCUGGACCAGACCAGCAACCCCAGCGGGUUGAGAUCGCGUGAAGACGCCGCACUAUCUGCCUGCUCCAACCCAUAAUGGCCUCAAAUCUGUAUCAUUAGCACCAUUUGAAGGUGGAAUAAGGAAUCUUGGCGCGUUUGUACAAUAGUUGAUACUCUACCUGUGUUUUUUUUUUUCGAAUCGAAGU
This is a messenger RNA of Suillus paluster, 775 nucleotides long. Its product is annotated as small heat shock protein. NCBI's taxonomy places the organism in Eukaryota, Fungi, Basidiomycota, Agaricomycetes, Boletales, Suillaceae. The record is from RefSeq and is a predicted model, not a curated record. Gene Ontology annotation, biological process: response to heat; protein folding; response to salt stress. The transcript is spliced from 3 exons. Bases 174 to 632 code for a protein of 152 amino acids.